Messenger RNA from Mollisia scopiformis, 1475 nucleotides. RefSeq names its product glycoside hydrolase. Bases 211 to 1335 code for a protein of 374 amino acids. NCBI's taxonomy places the organism in Eukaryota, Fungi, Ascomycota, Leotiomycetes, Helotiales, Mollisiaceae. The record is from RefSeq and is a predicted model, not a curated record. The transcript is spliced from 4 exons. Gene Ontology annotation, biological process: carbohydrate catabolic process; fungal-type cell wall biogenesis. Gene Ontology annotation, molecular function: mannan endo-1,6-alpha-mannosidase activity.
AUUUGCUUUGUGAAAUCUAUGCGUUUCACGAUUCAUACAGGAGGAAAGGAAACAGACAAAGAACGAAGUCAUUUUGAAGUUGAGAUUGUUUUGAGCGAAAGAUUAAGCUUGCCUUCAGCUUGUAGUCAGGCUGGCUGCAAGUUGAGCUUUUCGCGAUGACGAAACUCUACGCUCUUGAGAAUGCUGUAGUUCUUACAUCAAUCUUCGUACAUGCAGUUUCUAUUGAACUCAAUCUGUCCUCAAUUCUAUUAUGUCGGUUACAAGAACAAUCGCAAGCGAUUUGAUGAGAUUUACAACGGAAACAGUACUGGAGGAACACCAGGACAACUGCCCUUUCCUCCUUAUUACUGGUGGGAGUCUGGAGGGCUAUGGGCUUGCAUGAUCGACUACUGGUCAUACACUAAUGACACGACCUACAAUGAGGUGAUUGAAGAAGGAUUGCUGUAUCAGGUUGGCCCGAAUUGGGACUUCAUGACACCGAAUCAAACGCUUGGAAUGGGAAAUGACGACCAAGGGUUUUGGGGAAUGGCAGCUAUGACUGCGGCUGAAUUGAACUUUCAGAAUCCACCUUCAUCAGGAGCUCAGUGGUUAGGUCUUGCACAAGCUGUGUUCAACGAAUUUGCAGCAAGAGCGGCUCUCGAGAAAGAUUAUUGUGGCGGUGGCCUUCGUUGGCAACUGUACUUCUGGGAAGAUGGCUGGAUGUACAAGAAUGCUAUCUCGAACGCUUGCUUUUUCAAUCUGGGAGCACGUCUCGCCAGAUAUACCAAGAACGAUACCUAUGCUCAGAUCGCAGAGAAUACAUGGGAAUGGGUCACGGAAAUUGGGCUUUUGGAACUGCAGCUGUACAGUAAUGUCUCGAGCAUUUUUCAAGUCAACGGGAAAGGAGCUGGUGGAUAUAUUGCGUGGGAUGGAGCGACCGUGGAAAGCAACUGUACAGGCAUCAAUGGAAUUCCGUACACAUACAAUGCGGGCAUCUUUCUCCUUGGAGCUGCCACAAUGUACAAUUAUACGAACGAAUCGGCUAUCUGGGCCAAUCGCACUCAAUUGUUGUUGAAUGCCACAUUGAAUGUCUUCUUUCCAAAUGGCAUAGCUGUUGAGGUCAGUUGUGAGGGGAUGAAUGGCACUAAAGCUUGCGACACAGACAUGCUUUCGUUCAAGGCCUAUCUUACUCGAAGUUUGGGAGCAACUACCCAGAUGGCUGCUUUUACUAUCAAGCAGAUCAUGCCAGUCCUUGCAACUUCAGCUGCUGCUGCAGCUCUUCAGUGUUCAGGGGGAGCGAACGGGAGGAUGUGCGGACUUCAAUGGACUAAAGGAGCGGAUUGGGAUGGCAGUUAAGGAGCUGGAUAGCAAAUGGCUGCGAUGGAGAUUGUGAUGAGCAACAUGAUCAAUCUUGCCAAAGCCCCAGUGGCCAGUGACUCGGGGGGCACAAGUAUUGGGGAUCCAAGUGCGGGAACAAGGCCACCGAUUGUCACCAA